AAAACAACCUCAACAACUCUUAGUCCCAUAAGGAAACUGUUGGAUGCAUGGAACUAUCAGACAUAACAAUAAACUGGAAAUCAAGAACCAACUGCUUCCCAUUGCAACUGUGGGAGCGUUUUGCAGGCCAUUACUAGGAAAUGGAAGGUGAACUACGGCGCGAUCAAGGUUUCCAUGAUUAUGCCUUCUGUUAAAUCGGCUUGCUCCGUAAUAGUCACCAUAUGGAUUAUUGUGCCUCAGCUCUGCCUCUGUCCCGUACAAGCCACGUUUGGGACAACUCCAAACAUUAAGCACAUUGUGAUAGGAAGAUGCUUCACUUACACCACACUGGUUCAGCCCGGCUUAUGGUAUGACUGUGAGGAAAUCUGGAGGCAGUUUGAGAAGGCUGUUGUCCAGCAUGCCUCUUGUAAUGUGACAGAAGAGCAUUAUUGUGAGAUGUUUAACAUGAUGCCACAGGUCUGGCCAUGUGAUAGGUUUCUUUUUUGGAGUAAAACCAGGAUGUUGGUGCACAGCUAUGCGGCUGUUUUUCGGCAUUUCUGGACACUGGAAGACACGUUGGUUGGUUUCCUGUUCAACGACCUGAUCUGGUGUGGCCAGGAGGAAGACUCUGACUUCAAUUUCAAUUCUUGUCCAGCAUGGUCAACAUGCAGAACCCAUCCAGUUUACUCGUUAUGGAAGCGAGCCUCACAAAACUUUGCAGAGAUGGCAUGUGGGAACAUUACCGUGUUGUUGAAUGGGUCUAUUACUAAUGCAUUCAACAGGAAGAGCAUGUUUGGAAGCGUUGAACUGGACAGCCUGAAUCCUCAGAGAGUGAACUAUGUCAACAUAAAGGUGGUGACAAGUCCAGAGGGACCUCACAUAGAAUCAUGCAGUCAAGGAUCUAUCGUAGAGCUCAUCCAAAUACUCUGGUCACGAGGUUUCCGAUGGACCUGUACCGAUAGUGACCUGACCUUGGUGAUCCUUCAGUGUAUCCAGGACCUAAAUCAGCCCAGUUGCCAGAUGUUGGCAAGCAGCAUGUUGCAGCAAAAGGACUAAACAUCCACAUGAAUCAUAUUUUGAAACCAUGUGUCAAGCUUUAAAAUGUGUCUGCCUGGUAGUGAAACUAAUUUAAUGGUUAACAUUUUCUUUCCAAACCUUCCUUAUCAAAAUAUGUUUUGUUAGGAUUAUAGAUUUUUGUAUCAAUGUUUGGUGUUUAACCUCUCCCUUAUGUUUAACAUUUUCUAGAAGAAGUGGGGGUGUUUUACCACUAACACGUGCACACAGCUGCAGCCUGCACACAUAACUGCUAAACAUCACAGAGGUUUCAGAUUUUAGGUGCAAAAAUAUUGUGGUAAUUAAAUAGUGAAUGUGAAUAUGUUUGAAAUAAAUAAACUAAACUAAAACAGACAAAACAUUUGGUGUGCAUUCAUA
Molecule: messenger RNA, 1410 nt
Organism: Xiphophorus maculatus (southern platyfish)
Lineage: Eukaryota; Metazoa; Chordata; Actinopteri; Cyprinodontiformes; Poeciliidae
Product: ADP-ribosyl cyclase/cyclic ADP-ribose hydrolase 1-like
Exons: 10
Coding region: 175-1035 (286 amino acids)
Biological process (GO): positive regulation of B cell proliferation
Cellular component (GO): plasma membrane
Molecular function (GO): NAD+ nucleosidase activity; phosphorus-oxygen lyase activity
Source: RefSeq, a predicted model, not a curated record